Messenger RNA from Conger conger (European conger), 3470 nucleotides. Its product is annotated as frizzled-7-A-like. Gene Ontology annotation, cellular component: plasma membrane. The transcript has a single exon. Lineage: Eukaryota; Metazoa; Chordata; Actinopteri; Anguilliformes; Congridae. Gene Ontology annotation, molecular function: Wnt receptor activity; Wnt-protein binding. The record is from RefSeq and is a predicted model, not a curated record. Gene Ontology annotation, biological process: non-canonical Wnt signaling pathway; canonical Wnt signaling pathway. Bases 809 to 2488 code for a protein of 559 amino acids.
GCGCCGCGGUUAGAGAGGAGCAUCGAGCAUCGAGCAGCGGAGACUGAUGUUUUAUGGCACAAAUGAGCAACAGUUCAGAGGAAUGCAAAAAGUUUUAAGAUCAACUCACUGGUUUACUGCGCAAGUACUUAAAGGUUUUUAUUUUUUAAUGAUAGCAAGAUGAAAUGCCAACAAGAACUUCAGAACUAUGACGCGUAGCUACCCGGUAAUUAAAGUAGCCUAAUGGGAUAUGCAGUUUUAUGCGGGCCAUUGUGAGACACAUAAAGAAAUCAUCUUCGAACACACCGGAUCCUGGAAACGGACUUGGAGUCGAGAGAGCGAACUUUGUCACGUAGAAAGAUCUGGACCAACUUAUUUUCAAUCCGUGUUCAAAUUUGAGAGUGAAAACGGACACCCACAGCCCCCUCCUUUUUUAUAGCUCGGAAUCUGGAUUUUUUUUUUUUUUUAAACACGGGAUUUCGUGUAAAAUCCCUUCUUUUGGAAAAUCAACGAAAAGGCUCGGGCAAGUAAUUAAAACUGCAUCCGUUCUUCUUCUUUUUUAAUCGAUGGGGUUUUUUUUCAAAUCCUGCUGCGGUUUAUUUUUGUAACGCGAGGCUGGAGGUAUUAGUAUGAACUGCUGAGAAACCCAAGCCGAGGAGGACAUUUACAGCCUUUUAUUCCAUCGAAUGUGAAGGACUGAGCCAGGAGCGGGCGAAAGAGCGUCUCUAACCAUUUUACACGGUCCUGUUUAUGCGCCUUGUUGGUCUUUUUUAAGGUGUAGCUAAUAUUUAGCGUUUUUUGUGUGUGCCAACUGUCCGUUUGAUUCACAAUGGCAAUCUCAAAAAGAUGGAACUGGGUUUGGACAACUGGCUGCGCUCUGGUGAUUACGUCCCUGUGGCUCCAGCCAUGCUCAGGCCAGUAUAACGCAGAGAAGGGAAUCUCUAUCCCCGAGCACGGCUUCUGCCAGCCGAUAUCCAUCCCGCUCUGCACAGAUAUCGCCUACAACCAGACUAUCAUGCCGAACCUGCUGGGCCACACCAACCAGGAGGACGCCGGGCUGGAGGUGCACCAGUUCUACCCGCUGGUGAAAGUGCAGUGCUCCAUGGACCUGAAGUUUUUCCUCUGCUCGAUGUACGCGCCGGUGUGCACGGUGCUGGAACAGGCCAUUCCGCCCUGCCGCUCUCUGUGCGAGCGCGCGAGGCAGGGCUGCGAGGCGCUGAUGAACAAGUUCGGCUUCCAGUGGCCGGAGAGGCUGCGCUGCGAGAACUUCCCCGUGCACGGCGCCGGGGAGAUUUGCGUGGGCCAGAACACCUCGGAACCGGGAAGCCCCACCUCGUACCCCACCCCGUACAUCCCCGAGCUCAUUACGCUGCCCCCACCUCACGCGGGGAGGCCCAACCAGCCGUUCUCCUGCCCUCUGCAGCUGGAGGUGCCCGCCUACCUCAACUACUACUUCAUGGGAGUGAAGGACUGCGGCGCGCCCUGCGAGCCCAGCAAGCCCAACGGGCUGAUGUACUUCCGCGAGGAGGAGGUGAAGUUCGGGCGGCUCUGGGUGGGAAUCUGGUCCAUCCUGUGCUGCGUGAGCACCCUGUUCACGGUGCUGACGUACCUAGUGGACAUGCGGCGGUUCCGCUACCCAGAGCGGCCUAUCAUCUUUCUCUCCGGCUGCUAUUUCAUGGUGGCGGUUGCCUACACGGCCGGGUUCCUGCUAGAGGAUAAGGUGGUCUGCAUCGACGGGCUAAAUGACGACGGUUAUAAAACUGUGGCCCAGGGCACCAAGAAGGAGGGCUGUACAAUCCUGUUCAUGAUCCUGUACUUCUUCGGCAUGGCGAGCUCCAUAUGGUGGGUCAUCCUCUCGCUAACCUGGUUCCUCUCCGCGGGCAUGAAGUGGGGUCACGAGGCCAUCGAGGCUAACUCGCAGUACUUCCACCUGGCGGCCUGGGCGGUUCCGGCCGUCAAAACCAUCACCAUCCUGGCCAUGGGGCAGGUGGACGGCGACCUGCUCACUGGCGUGUGCUACGUGGGAAUCUUCAACGUGGACUCGCUGCGCGGCUUCGUGCUGGCGCCCCUGUUCGUGUACCUCUUCAUCGGCACCUCUUUCCUGCUGGCCGGGUUCGUGUCGUUGUUCCGCAUCCGGACCAUCAUGAAGCACGACGGGACCAAGACGGAGAAGCUGGAGAAGCUGAUGGUGCGGAUCGGGGUGUUCAGCGUGCUGUACACGGUCCCCGCCACCAUCGUCAUCGCCUGCUACUUCUACGAGCAGGCCUUCCGCGAGCAGUGGGAGAAGACAUGGCACAUGCAGACGUGCAAGCGAUUCGCCGUGCCGUGCCCGAUCAACAACUUCGCCCCCAUGACGCCCGACUUCACCGUGUUCAUGAUCAAGUACCUGAUGACCAUGAUCGUGGGCAUUACCUCCGGGUUCUGGAUUUGGUCCGGGAAGACGCUGCAGUCCUGGCGCAGGUUUUACAAACGGCUCAGCAACAGCAACCAGGGCGAGACGACUGUAUGAGCUUCCGAGAGGGGCCCCGCGUGCGGAACCGGGCUCGGAUGGAGAAAUACGAGUCCUCAUGCUUUACAAACUGGAAUUGAUCUUAAAUCUAAACUUUGGAAUUCGAAUUGAGCUCAGCGCUGCCCCUCUCUCUACAUGAGAUGAUUUAAUCAGGUUAAUUUCCACUCAUGAACAGACAUUUCCGUUCUCCGUGAUUAUUGCUGAGCUUCGAUCUUUUUUUUCUUCAUCGAAGGGGUCCUUACUUUGGUUUGUGAAAUGUUCCACAAUAACAUUCUCAUUUGAACUGUUGAAGCACCAUAAUAGUUUUGUUCUCUGUUUUGUUCUAUGAAAAAUGUAAAACCUCGACACUAUUUUCAUUCUUUUUUAUUUUUUAUUUUUUUUAUCAAUGUGCGACCGUUCUAUAGAAACAUUCUGCUGCUGCUCCGGUCUUUUUAAAUCCUGCAUUUGCCUUUACGCUUUUCAUUUAACACUCAGCAAUAAUGUUUUCUGUAAUAUCCUCCUGAAAGACGGCAUUCCCUGUCUGUGACAAAAUAUAGUUUUUAUAUCAACUUGACUGGUUACUUUUAAGUGCACAAUUUGGUGCUUCGGGUGAUAGAAACUUGGUGGAAAACGAAGGCUACCUUGCAUCUCCCUUCCAGCGUUUUAUUUGCCACAUCAUUUUAUUUUAUUCUGUUUCGGUCCAUUUUCGUAAUUUGUGUGACUUCUGCAGCCACCAGUUGACAAUCAUGCAUUCUUCUGUUCCGGGAAGAACGGCCGGUUUUUCCGCAUUGGGGUAGUAUACCAUGCAUGUGUAUAGCUGUACAAAUAUGCAAGCUACUACAUUAUUCAUAAUUUGUAAAUAUUCUUCACCUUUUCCCCAAAUGAAUAUAUGUAUUUAUAAAAUAAAUCUUGCUGUUUUUUUUACUUGAUUUUUUUAAUGCAGUAAGACCUCAUUUGUAUCUGUACAGUUUCACCGAAUAAAAUGAUUAGAUUUUUUACUCUC